AUGAUAUAUAGUAUUCAGGUUAGUUCUAUCCAAUUCCAUCAAUUUUCCAUGAACUUCAAUAUUCUCAUUCCAAAGUUCAAUGUAUUCCAGACGCUCUUAAUAGAAGCUUUAGUAUUGUCAAAUUCCAUUUCACCUACGCAACCAAUUGAUUAUAAAGAUGCUGAACGAUCAUUGUGUGAUUCUGGUGAAGUGCGCGAAGCAAAGCCUCAGGAUCUUGCUUACAUCCUUAUGAAUAAUUAUAGCCGAAAUGCUUUACCUGAGCCUUCUCCUGUACGUGUUUUGGUGGAAAUAACAAUACAGGAUAUAUCUGAUAUAUCAGCUAUUACGGGAACUUUUGUAAUUGACUUUUGGAUUAGUGCCAUAUGGCUAGAUCAACGAUUAUCAUUUGAACAAUAUGAUCCUUGUCGAAAGAAUCUGUCAUUGGAUCACGAUAUGGAACCUCGUCUAUGGUCACCAAACGUUUGUAUUGUAAACUCGAAGAAUACAAAAGUUCAUGAUUCGCCUAAACCAAAUAUUUUGUUAAUGAUUUUCCCAAAUGGUACCAUAUGGCUGAACUAUCGAAUACGAUCUGAAGCUCCUUGUCAGAUGGAUCUGAGAAGCUUUCCUUUGGACUCCAUACGUUGCACAUUGUUUUUCGAGAGUUAUUCUUAUAAUGCCGCGGAGGUAAGCUUAGAAUGGUUGGAAUGGUCACCUGUUAGUACUGUGAAAAGCGAUUACAACUUACCAGAUUUUAAAAUGACAAAUAUCACUUAUGGUCAUGUUACCGAGAUUUACACUGCUGGAAUUUGGCAUAGACUCUCAGUUUCCAUUCAUUUUGAGCGACUAUAUGGAUUUUACAUACUACAGAUGUAUCUACCAACGUAUAUAUCAGUUUUCAUAAGUUGGAUUGCAUUUUGGAUGGAUACAAGAGCCUUACCAGCCAGAAUCACUCUAUCCGUAUCUUCGCUGAUGGCCUUAACAUUUCAGUUCGGAAAUAUAGUGAAAUCACUUCCCAAGGCUUCUUAUGUUAAAGCUAUUGAUAUCUGGAUGUUCAGUUGCGUGGGAUUCAUAUUUUUCUCUCUCAUUGAAUUAGCAAUUGUUGCCUAUAACGAUAAAAUGGAAGAUCAAAAAGUGCGAACAACGCGUUUAUCAAUAGGACAGAUGAAUGGACAAUACACACGAAGAAGUAUAGCUGAAGUAUGUGCAAGUCGUAAUAAAGGAAGUGAACUUGGUGCAGCCAUAGAUCGGGUAGCCAGCAUAGCAUUUCCAGCGGCGUUUGCUCUGUUCAAUUUUGUAUAUUGGACAUAUUAUCUCUUAAAGAGGAACACAAUCCAUGAACAUACAUGA
Auanema sp. JU1783 is the source of this 1326-nucleotide messenger RNA. The record is from the annotation of a GenBank genome assembly. NCBI's taxonomy places the organism in Eukaryota, Metazoa, Nematoda, Chromadorea, Rhabditida, Rhabditidae.